AUGAUAAAAAUGGCAGGUGAUGAAAGUGACAGUGACCUGAAACCAUCAAGUGUCGCGAUCAUUAGAGAAGUUUACGAUAGUGAAAAUGCCCACAUUAAAUUUGAAAUGGAAUUGGAAAGAGCACUUGAGGCCGGCGUGAGUGUAAUUGUAAUAGAGCCUGAACCACUAGGAGAAGAAACGGCCAGAUGGAUAUAUGUUGGAAAUCUCUUACAUGAAGUUUCUGUUUACAGUGGACUCUGCAGCAUUGCGUCAGGCUUAGCAUGGAGAUCAUUAGCAUGUACACCAUUUGGAAUAAUAUCAGUUUUAUGUUCGGGUUGCUACACUCUCUCAUGGCAAUGGGAUCCAUGUUGCAAGUAUCAAGAGGAAAAGGAUCGUAGACAUUUAGCCACAUUACCUGUUCUAAGUGAUGUUACAUCAGGAACACCAGUAGUACUUGUCCAUAAAGAUAAUAGAAGAAAAAUAUUAUUGCAUAGUACAGUAUCUUUAGCUGCAGCAGCUGUAUGCUUAUGGAGACUAUAUCAGACAUUCAAAUAAAUGAAUCUGGCACCUAACAUUUAAUGUAAUGCUUUAACAUUAGGUUACAAAUGUUCUCAAAUUGUGAAUGGUUAAAGACUAUUACUAACCUCUUAGUGCUUACUAAUGUUGUUUUUGUAGAUAUAAAGUCUACUGUAAUUAGUUGUUGUAGUCACUGUAAAAAUUGUUAUACAUAUAUUUUAUUAUUGAUAGUAGAACUAGUUAAAUAAAUUCUGUACAAACAAUAUUUUCUUUAUAUGGUAAGGAGCUUUUUAGUUACAUGUGAUAGCAGUUAAAAGAUUCUGUUAUACAAUAAUGGUAAUUGUGUUCUAGAGAUCACUGUUAUCAUAUAUUCAUUAAAAUAAAAAUAUUUUC
Diatraea saccharalis (sugarcane borer) is the source of this 888-nucleotide messenger RNA. The record is from the annotation of a GenBank genome assembly. Lineage: Eukaryota; Metazoa; Arthropoda; Insecta; Lepidoptera; Crambidae.